GCCGAUGUUUGAAAAAAUUAAAUUUCCCUACCUGCUGUCAAAACCAAAAGUGCGGUGUUGUGGUGUUCUGCCAGUCAUUGUGCCUUUAGUGAAAUAACUUUCGAAAAUCCUGACUAAAAAGUGAGUCAAAAUGACACAAACUGAGCCCGAACGCGAGAAAAGCCUCCAGGAAUACCGGAAAAAACUUGUGGAACACAAAGAAGUCGAGUCUCGCUUGAAAGAGAUGCGAGAACAGUUAAAAGACCUAACAAAACAAUACGACAAGUCAGAGAAUGACCUUAAGGCGCUGCAAAGCAUGGGCCAAAUUGUUGGCGAGGUUUUGAAACAGCUAACUGAGGAGAAAUUUAUUGUUAAGGCAACGAAUGGCCCCCGUUACGUGGUGGGCUGUCGCCGGCAACUUGAUAAGACCAAGUUGAAAGCAGGGACUCGUGUUGCUCUCGACAUGACCACGUUGACAAUAAUGCGUUAUUUGCCCCGAGAAGUCGACCCCCUUGUUUACAACAUGAGUCAUGAGGACCCCGGCGAUGUCACAUACUCGGCAAUUGGUGGUUUGUCCGAGCAAAUUCGCGAGCUCCGUGAAGUCAUAGAGUUGCCCCUCAUGAACCCCGAACUGUUCAUGAGGGUGGGCAUAACCCCCCCGAAAGGUUGUCUCCUGUACGGCCCCCCAGGCACUGGCAAAACCCUCCUAGCCCGGGCUGUGGCCUCACAGCUGGACGCAAAUUUCCUCAAAGUUGUCUCAAGUGCUAUCGUUGAUAAAUACAUUGGAGAGUCGGCUCGACUCAUUCGAGAAAUGUUUAAUUAUGCGAAAGAUCAUCAGCCUUGCAUUAUUUUCAUGGAUGAGAUCGAUGCUAUUGGGGGUCGGAGGUUUUCCGAGGGGACGUCAGCUGAUCGGGAAAUUCAGCGGACUUUGAUGGAGUUGUUGAAUCAGAUGGAUGGGUUUGAUUCUCUUGGUCAAGUUAAAAUGAUUAUGGCCACGAAUAGGCCCGAUACUUUGGAUCCUGCUUUGUUGCGUCCAGGUCGUCUGGAUCGUAAAAUUGAAAUCCCGCUUCCUAAUGAACAAGCCCGACUUGAAAUUUUGAAAAUCCAUGCUGGGCCUAUAGCGAAACAUGGGGAAAUUGAUUAUGAAGCGAUUGUUAAGCUGUCUGACACGUUCAAUGGCGCUGACUUAAGAAACGUAUGCACUGAGGCUGGUUUGUUUGCCAUUCGAUCUGAACGGGAAUACGUAAUCCAAGAAGACUUUAUGAAGGCUGUCAGGAAGGUCGCCGACAACAAAAAAUUAGAGAGUAAACUUGAUUAUAAACCAGUUUAAUAAUGUAUUUUAAAUAAUUUAAUAAAAUUUAUUACUCGUG
Tribolium castaneum (red flour beetle) is the source of this 1349-nucleotide messenger RNA. RefSeq names its product Regulatory particle triple-A ATPase 4 (gene Rpt4). Gene Ontology annotation, molecular function: ATP binding; ATP hydrolysis activity; proteasome-activating activity. The record is from RefSeq and is a predicted model, not a curated record. Gene Ontology annotation, biological process: positive regulation of RNA polymerase II transcription preinitiation complex assembly. Lineage: Eukaryota; Metazoa; Arthropoda; Insecta; Coleoptera; Tenebrionidae. The transcript has 5 exons. The coding region runs from base 131 to 1309 and encodes 392 amino acids. Gene Ontology annotation, cellular component: proteasome regulatory particle, base subcomplex; cytosolic proteasome complex.